Cephus cinctus (wheat stem sawfly) is the source of this 3098-nucleotide messenger RNA. It is a transcript of the gene fand, whose product is annotated as pre-mRNA-splicing factor SYF1. Gene Ontology annotation, cellular component: Prp19 complex; U2-type catalytic step 2 spliceosome; post-mRNA release spliceosomal complex. Lineage: Eukaryota; Metazoa; Arthropoda; Insecta; Hymenoptera; Cephidae. The record is from RefSeq and is a predicted model, not a curated record. Bases 457 to 3036 code for a protein of 859 amino acids. The transcript is spliced from 15 exons. Gene Ontology annotation, molecular function: protein binding. Gene Ontology annotation, biological process: mRNA splicing, via spliceosome; generation of catalytic spliceosome for first transesterification step.
UGCAUCUCCCUACUCAUCUUUGGUGUUCGCUUCAUAUUGGGUAUAGCUCAAUGGAACCGACUUAAGUUUGUAGGUAUAAUCAAAAGUUGAAAACGUUGAAAAGUUAAAGUUGUCCGGCUAACUUCACAUACGUACACAACCCGUAGGGCCCAGUCACAUUAGUCAAACUUGCAUUUGAACGCACCUCUCAACUAAUAACAGAACGUGCAUUCCUCUGGACAUGUUAUACCAUUGGUCGACAGUCUGCGGUGGAAACGCGCGUUUGACAAGUGGGACUGUGUGGUCGGAGGACUAGGCCCUUAGCAAAUCGCAGGUAGCAAUACUUGACUCUGCUCCAUUCGGUAUCCUGAACAAGUUUACAUUGUGAUAACCUGAAAUAUAUUUACAGUAAUUUCUUUCAUAUAUUCUAUAAGUGCUUUUUUAAAACUUGACAAAAAAUAAUCCAAAAUCGAUAUCAUGAUUGGGAAAAAUGAUAUCGAAGAUAAUAAUUUUAUGGAUAUACCUAUUAAUAAAGAAGACUUACCCUAUGAAGAAGAAAUUUUAAGAAAUCCAUAUUCUGUUAAACAUUGGCAACGUUAUAUAGAUCAUCUGAAGAGUACCAAAAGUAGUAACUUAAAUGUUGUCUAUGAGCGUGCUCUGAAGGAGUUACCUGGGAGCUAUAAAAUAUGGUAUAAUUAUCUUCGGCAACGUGUAAGUCAGUUGAAAGGCCGCUGUAUAACAGAUCCUCUGUACGAAGAUGUGAACAAUGCAUUUGAAAGAGCAUUGGUUUUCAUGCACAAGAUGCCCCGAAUAUGGAUGGAUUACUGCACAUCUAUGACAGAACAGUGCUAUAUCACACGUUCUCGUCAGGUGUUUGAUCGUGCUUUAAGAGCACUCCCAAUAACACAGCACCACCGUAUUUGGCCUCUUUAUAUUGAUUUUCUAAAGAAACAUAAUGUUUAUGAAACUGCUGUACGAGUUUUUAGACGAUAUCUAAAGCUAGCACCUGAAGACACAGAGGAAUAUAUAGAGUAUUUGAUCUCAGUUGGGAGACUUGAUGAAGCAGCUGUCAAGCUAGCACAGAUUGUUAAUCAAGAUGAUUUUGUCUCAAAACAUGGAAAAUCUAAUCACCAGCUUUGGAAUGAACUAUGUGAUUUAAUAUCCAAAAAUCCUUCAAAAAUUAAAUCCCUCAACGUAGAUGCUAUUAUCCGAGGAGGUCUGAGACGUUAUACUGAUCAAUUAGGACCUCUCUGGAAUUCUCUCGCUGAUUACUACGUUCGUAGCGGUCUCUUUGAACGGGCUAGAGAUAUUUAUGAAGAAGCCAUUCAAACGGUAACCACUGUUCGUGACUUUACUCAAGUCUUUGAUGCCUAUGCACAAUUUGAGGAACUGAGUCUUAGUAAACGUAUGGAAGAAGCUGCAAAUAAUCCUAAUCCAACGGAAGAAGAUGAUAUAGAAUUAGAGUUGCGACUAGCAAGAUUCGAACACCUUAUGGAACGGAGAUUACUAUUGCUGAAUUCCGUUUUACUGCGACAGAAUCCGCACAAUGUACAAGAAUGGCAUAAGAGAGUUAUGCUUUAUGAAGGUCAACCGCACGAGAUAAUUAACACCUACACGGAAGCUGUGCAAACAGUUCAACCUCAACUGGCUGUUGGAAAAUUGCACACGUUAUGGGUUGCAUUUGCGAAAUUCUACGAAGAAAAUGGGCAGAUUCCAGACGCUAGAGUUGUGCUCGAAAAGGCAACGCACGUUCCUUAUACAAAAGUGGAUGAUUUAGCUUCAGUUUGGUGUGAAUGGGCUGAAAUGGAAAUAAGACAUGGCAAUUGCAAAGAAGCGCUCAAACUUAUGCAUCGUGCAACAGCAAUGCCCUCGCGUAAAGUUGCUUAUCAUGAUGAAACAGAAACUGUUCAGAUGCGGUUGUAUAAAUCUUUAAAAGUUUGGUCCAUGUAUGCUGAUCUUGAGGAGAGUUUUGGCACAUUCAAGACAUGUAAAGCUGUGUACGACAAAAUAAUAGACUUGAAAAUAGCCACACCCCAAAUCAUUAUUAAUUAUGGUCUAUUUUUGGAAGAGAAUAAUUACUUUGAGGAAGCCUUUAGGGCAUAUGAGAAAGGAAUUGCUCUAUUUAAGUGGCCCAAUGUUUACGAUAUAUGGAACACGUACCUGACAAAAUUCUUAAAGAGAUAUGGUGGAACAAAAGUCGAAAGAACGCGUGACUUGUUCGAGCAGUGUCUAGAAUACUGCCCUCCCAAAUAUGCUAAGGCACUAUAUCUGCUUUAUGCAAAAUUGGAGGAGGACCAUGGUUUAGCAAGACAUGCAAUGUCAGUUUACGAGCGUGCCACCAGUGCUGUUUUACCAGAACAAAGAUUCGAGAUGUUUAAUAUAUACAUUAAAAAGGCUGCGGAUAUAUAUGGCGUACCGAAGACUCGACAGAUCUAUGAAAAGGCAAUUGAAGUUCUUAAUGAAGAAAAUACGAGGGAAAUGUGUCUACGUUUUGCUGAAAUGGAAACAAAGUUAGGCGAAGUUGACAGAGCGCGCGCAAUCUACGCUCACUGCAGUCAAAUUUGCGACCCAAGAGUCACUUCAAACUUCUGGCAAGUAUGGAAAGAAUUUGAGAUUCGUCAUGGGAAUGAGGAUACAAUGCGUGAGAUGCUUAGGAUUAAACGUAGCGUUCAAGCUAUGUAUAAUACUCAAGUAAAUAUGAUGUCAGCACAGAUGUUAAAUACUGCUUCAAAUCCACCUAGUGAACAGCAGACAGACGCUAUGCGUCUCUUAGAUAGCAAAGCAUCUUCUGGAGCAGAUGCUGCCACACCUGUUACGAGCAAGGAAGGUAUUCAGUUCGUCCGAGGAGUUACAGUUGGAGGGGAAAAGUCUGAGGCUCGUGUCGUUAAUCCAGACGUUAUUGACUUUGAUGCUGGUGAUCUGGACAUGGAUACUGACGGAGAAAAUGAAAAUGACGAAGCUGAAGUGGACGAAGAUAUACCAGUCGAAAAGCAAGCAAUUCCAUCUAAGGUUUUCGGUAGCUUGAAGACUAAGGAAGAUGAAGGAAUUGAUAACUGAUUCACAGGAUAGUUUCACAGCGCAAGAUCGGUGUUAAUAAUAUACAAUUUUUAAUAAUGAAA